Leptidea sinapis is the source of this 5315-nucleotide messenger RNA. RefSeq names its product aryl hydrocarbon receptor nuclear translocator homolog (gene tgo). Gene Ontology annotation, molecular function: RNA polymerase II cis-regulatory region sequence-specific DNA binding; protein dimerization activity; DNA-binding transcription factor activity, RNA polymerase II-specific. Lineage: Eukaryota; Metazoa; Arthropoda; Insecta; Lepidoptera; Pieridae. The transcript is spliced from 14 exons. Gene Ontology annotation, biological process: regulation of transcription by RNA polymerase II. Bases 165 to 2069 code for a protein of 634 amino acids. The record is from RefSeq and is a predicted model, not a curated record. Gene Ontology annotation, cellular component: cytoplasm; transcription regulator complex; aryl hydrocarbon receptor complex.
UUUAUAUUAAAAUAAGAAAAUGGCGUGUAUGUUGUGUUGAAGAAAUUUAAGUAAACAUUAUAUUGUGUUUUUAUAAUUGAAUUUAUUAUUUUUAAAUUAAUAAUAUUUUUUAACUGUUUAUUGGGAGACCGUAAACAAAAGUGGACUCAUGAGUCUCCUUACUGAUGUCGGCCGUGGCUCCCACUAUCCCCGGGGUUGACCCAACAAAGGAAAUACAGAAGCGUCGAGGCGGUAGUGUUGGAUCAGAUGACGACGACGCAAGUGGUGGGAAAUACACAAGGAUGGAGGAGGACAAUAUUCAAGAUAAGGAAAGAUUUGCAAGCCGGGAAAAUCACUGUGAAAUUGAACGGCGUAGACGAAACAAGAUGACGGCUUAUAUAACGGAACUAUCCGAUAUGGUUCCAACAUGCUCGGCUCUCGCACGGAAGCCCGACAAACUCACCAUACUGCGUAUGGCGGUUGCACAUAUGAAAGCAUUAAGAGGUACUGGCAACACCUCUACCGAUGGAACGUACAAGCCGUCAUUUUUGACUGACCAAGAAUUAAAGCACUUAAUCCUAGAAGCCGCCGACGGGUUUUUAUUUGUGGUCAGCUGUGACACUGGCCGUAUAAUAUACGUUAGUGAUAGCAUCGCGCCUGUACUUAAUUACUCCCAGGGGGAGUGGUAUUCGUCAUGUUUAUAUGACCAAGUGCAUCCAGACGAUGUUGAGAAAGUACGCGAACAGUUGAGUACGCAAGAGCCUCAGAAUACCGGACGUAUAUUAGACCUGAAAACGGGCACUGUCAAGAAAGAGGGCCACCAGUCGUCAAUGCGUCAAGUGAUGGGGUCGCGGCGCGGGUUCAUCUGCCGCAUGCGCGUGGGCGGCGGCGCAGAGAACGCGCACGUGGGGCGGCUGCGCGCGCGCAACUCGCUCGGCCCCUCCCACGACGGACACAACUACGCCGUGGUGCAUUGCACCGGCUACAUCAAGAACUGGCCGCCCACAGAUCUGUUUCCAGGUAUGCAGAUGGAUCGACCGGUAGACGAUGAACUGCAUGCGUCCCAUUGUUGUCUUGUAGCCAUUGGAAGAUUACAGGUAACGUCCACUCCGAACGCGACGGAGAGCAGCCUGUGCAGCGGCGGCGUGGAGUUCGUCUCGCGUCACUCCAUCGACGGCCGCUUCACGUUCGCGGACCAGCGAGCGGCGCAGGUCGUGGGCCACGCGCCCGCGGACCUGCUCGGGAAGCUGUGCUACGAGUUCUACCACCCCGAAGACCAGCAGCACAUGAGGGACAACUUCGAUCAAGUAUUAAAAUUAAAGGGUCAAAUAAUCUCUCUAAUGUACCGGUUUCGCACGAAAAGUAGAGAGUGGGUGUGGCUUAGGACAUCUGCCUUUGCAUUUUUGAACCCCUACAAUGACGAAGUGGAGUACAUCGUGUGUACAAAUACAUUAGCAAAUCGGUCGCUGGGCAGCACGACGGGCGAGAGCGUGACAGAAGAGUAUGACUAUCACUUGCGGCAGCGGGACGUGUAUCAGGCGCCGCCGCCCGCCAACAUACACCAGCAUCAUACACAGACAGCAGGAGGUGCGGGUGGCGUGGGCGGUCGGUCGCCGGCGGAGGGCGGGGCGUCAGUGGGGAACGCGGCGUACGGCGCACACUACACGCCGGACUACUCGCCGCACAGGCCGGCCAACACGCCGCCGCAUACCACCUGGACCACGCUGAGACCGAGCGGCACAGGCGGCGGCGGGGAGAGCUACGCGUACAGCGGCGAGCCGGGCGCGGUGGGCGUGGCCGGCGCUGCCACGGCCAGCCCCGCGCGCUCGCCGCCCGCGCCGCCCUACCUGCCGCCCGCGCACUACCACCACAACCACCACGCGCACGCCGCGCACCCCGCGCACCCCGCGCACUCCACGCACGCAGGUAUGUGGGCGUGGCAGGGUGGUGUGAGCGGGGCGGGAGCCGAGGGCGGGGGGCAGGCCCCGCACGAGUUGUCGGACAUGCUGCAGAUACUGGACCAGGGCGGGGCCGCCGCCUUCGAGGACCUCAACAUCAACAUGUUCAACUCCAACUUCGACAACGUCUAGCUGUAGCUCAACACUCUCAUUGUCACACCUCGUCCAUGGGACUUAUAACUCGAGUUGCACCCGGACUUUACGUACAAAAGCUGAAGGUGAAGAGCGACUUAAACUCGAAACAAGCUGCGAAGGCUCAUGUAAGGUCUUUUCCACUGUCUCUUCGCUGCUUAUCGGACAGUGGUCCUUUCCGUGUGCGACAACGAAGAACGCAGUUCACUCGUGUCCGCUAGACAUUAUGGAAGCAUUUAUCAUUUGGGGUUAAUGGUUCGAGCGGAGCCCGCACGCUGGAGUGGUAGCUGAGUCUUAUAUAGACACUCAUAACUAUAGUUAUAGUGGUUCGUUUUACGUGUUAAGUAAACAGUGAUAUUUUUUCUAUAAUAUAAGUCACAUAAUUUAUAUAUAUUUUUUUGUCUAUGUAUCAAACACUGGCUGCUUCUAAAUCAUUGUUGCUGACACGUUUUUCCGUUGAUUCCACAGACUGUGCAUGCGAUAUAAAUUAAAUUGCUCCGCGAGCAGCGAGUGUUUGACAUUACCAUAGGCGCAUUUAUGGCUAGCUUACAACACUUACAUAUUAACUAUUAUCCUACAAAAAGACCAAUUUCCAUUGUUAACAGUAGCAUAUGUGUGACUCUCUAUUAUAGAUCAAAUACUCAUUUUGAACAUAUUGGCAACAGACUGUUCAGAAGUUUUUGGAGGCCGACCUAGAAGUAAGUAUCCAAUAUAAAUGGUAUAGUUUUUAUUUGUUACGAUGUGAUAAGUAACAAAGGUUAUUGUUUUGUAUAAGACCGGGUAAUAUAAGGCAGUGCUAGAUAAAUGUAAAUUCAAUUUGAUGCACACAAUAGAUCUUAUUGUACGUAUCUGUAAUAUACUAUAAUAUAUUAUGCAAUGUUUGAAGCAACAGGACUACUUUGAGCGGCGAGAGUGUAAUAUGACAUAGUAAAUAAACAUAUAUUAGUAAUGUAAAGAAUAUCGCGAGACACUCGGUUGGUGUGAAGUUCCUUUCGACGAGUAUUUUGAAUUGACAUUUUAAUAAUAGAGGUAAAAAUAUCAAAAAGUAGGCCUAAUGUGUGGAACUCGAUCACAGCGCCACCUAUCGCCUACUAGAUACUAAUAGAUCGAGUCGCUUAGGAAAACAAUUAUAAUUUUUAGAUACCAUAACAGAAUUUAUUUAAUUUGUAAUCAAGUAUGCCAUUUUUAAUAACGCUUUUAAAAUAUUUUUUUCACUAGCUAGUGGUUUCAUAUCAUAUAGUAUCGUGGACCUUUAAACUAAUAAUUUUAUACUAUUUUUUAAAAUAACUCCAGCUCAUGCAGGUAAAAUAGUUGGAAAAUUCUUAUAUGCCUUCACGAAAAUCAAUACUCAAAAUAUGGAAAAGCCUACUUUACUACCUUACUUCCUUAAGUAAGGUAUUUACAAACUGAUAAAAAUAUUUCUUCAGCUUUAUAAUACAAUUAAUUUAAUACACUAAACGACCACGUGGCAGUAGUUAUAACGUGCGAUAAGGAACUUCGUAACAACACCCAGAAUCUCAUUAGUAAGUACAUGAUGUACAUUAUGUGUAUAUUGUCGCGGUUGUUCGCCUCUUUACGAUAUCUUUAUUUUUCUAGGCAAUGGCAAUCGUAAGUCAACAUAUCUAUGUCGUCUUGUAUAUGUUAAUGAGCUACCGGUACUAUAUAUAAAAGUGUUUUAGUUCCACACUUUAUUUGAGGGUAUUUUAAAAAUCACCAAUUCCGUGUAUUUAUUGGUCACGUGACACAUUAAACAUUGUUUGCUUUUAAGUAUUUUUAUAAACCUGUCGAGUGUAAGUAACUCUGUGGAAAGUAAAGGAAUUAAUUAUUACAAUUAAUUUUGUAAAUGAAAAUACAACAUGUCCACAAAUUCAUUGGCAUGAAAAAAUAAAACAAAAAUCUGUUUCCUCUUUUAAAGGUUUCAUUCGCUUUUCCAAUAAUUGAGCCCUUUAUAUAAAUGUUAUUUUGAGGCCCUGUACAAUAUUUUUAAGCACUGUGACUAGAAAUUUGAAAAUAUUAUUGUUUCAGUAUUAGCAACUUGUUACAGCUUCAAAACUACUCGAUUAUAUUCGUAAUUAUUACAUUAAAAUAAAACACUUGACUAAUGUUGAUCAAUAUUCUAAUAUACUUCAAUAAUCUAAGUAAUCUGCAACAUAGUUUUCUAGUACCGAUAUAUUUGUUACAAUAUUAUUAUUUCAUAUUAAAGAAGUUACAACCCAAAUUAAAGAUGUAUUAAGCGUUUGAUGAAUAUAAACCGAGUAUUUUAUACAUAAACAAUUUAUUUCCCCGUUACUUGUGGAUCGUAUACAUAUAGCAUUCCAAACUCCAGUAUCUAUAUAUAUAUAUACAUUCAUAAAAUUUCCAAUGUUGUUUUUAUACGAUGAGUGAUGCUAUUGACAACUUUGUGUUACUAUACUAAAGAUAAAUGCACAGUAUUUCGGUAUAAAUUAAGUAUGUUUUUUAUAUAAUAGUUUAGUUUUAAGUGUUACCUGCGACAUGACUUUAGUUAGGUGGAAUUUAUAUUUUGAAAUUCGUACUUUCAAAUACAGUCCUUAAAAAAAAUUGUAAACUCAAUUUAUGUGUUUUGCAACAAUCAGUAAUGCUUAUCUUUUGCGAGUUUUCCAAUGGUAGUAUUUUUUUAGAGAAAAUGGACAUUCUGUGUUGUCUUAUACUGUUUGAUUAGUAUUAUAUAUAAUAAAUAUUGAUUUUAAAUUUAGUUUAAAGUUUUUUUUUAUUUAAGAUCACAGUUUUUCAUCUCGGACAAAUAAUCUAAUGUCGUUUAAGUGAGGCGCUCUUGUGUAUAAUACAAAGUUUGAUACAUUUGUUAAAUAUUUUAUAUCAAUUGAAAAUAUUAUUGAAAUCAAUUAAUAAUUCGAAUUUUCAGCGAUAUACAUUGAUGUAUUUUUAUAAUUUGUUUUAUUAUAGCUCUUUUUAUUUUCAAUAAAUUCUUAUUGAAGACAUUCGAAAUAAUUGUAAGUCAUUCAAAUCAUCGCGGAGAAAUUAUAGUGAAAUUGAUGCACAUAGAGUUCCUUCGGCGACCUCUCUGGGAACAAUGUGUUAUAUAAUGAGAUAUAAUAUUAUUUGAUUAGAGGAAUUCUUGGCAGUUUUACCAUAUUAUAAUAAAAUAGUUGUUGAUCACUACUUUUAAUUUUUAAGCUUAUUUUUAAGAAUUGCAUCAAACUCGAUGUUUUUAAAUUUAUAUUAUUUUAUUAUUCAAUCAAAAAUAUACAUUUUUUGUAAAAAAAAGAA